Molecule: messenger RNA, 3361 nt
Organism: Anarrhichthys ocellatus (wolf-eel)
Lineage: Eukaryota; Metazoa; Chordata; Actinopteri; Perciformes; Anarhichadidae
Exons: 7
Coding region: 465-1883 (472 amino acids)
Biological process (GO): T cell receptor signaling pathway; B cell receptor signaling pathway; intracellular signal transduction
Cellular component (GO): plasma membrane; membrane raft
Source: RefSeq, a predicted model, not a curated record
UGGAAGCACAGUAGCUGAGCCGAGGGGAUGCGAGUACAGAUGGAAGGGGCUUGAGGGACCGUGGAGGAGAAAAACCUGGGGAUCGUAUUGGAGAUACAGCGGCCGCGGCAGCAGCACACAUAGGCAGGUUCGACACUUCCCAGCCUCCCUUCUGGCUGGGGAGCAGAGGCGCGCGGACGGGGCGCACAAGCGGGUCAACGGGCGCCCAUAGGAUGUCACAUGCAAUAUGCUGCAUUCCCGUUUUCUGAAGCCCGAGAACGCCAAGUUAUCGCCUUUGAUUGAUUAUGCUCGCGGGGAGCGCCUGGUCCGAGGGGAAGCAGAAACUGAAGGAAGCGACCAGGGUUGAUGCUGCGCAUCCCAAAAUCUCCCGAGCUGAAUCCCAGUGAGACCGUGGCUCUUCCCUGCGUGGAUGAGUUGUAAGUGUGUGUGUGUGUGAGAGAGCAAGCGAGCGUCAGCGCUCCCACAUGGCCUCCAUGCAGGACGGGCUGAACUUCACGGCUCCUCCCUACGGCAAGGUCCUGCUGCUGGGUGCUAUCGCUGCUGCCUCAGCCUUUGUUGUCACGAUCCUCAUCGUAGUGCUCUGCGUGGGCUGCCAGAGGAAGGGGAAGACACACAAUGUUCCCGGUGAGGGUGGAAAGCACCGUCUCAUGGACAUGGGUAUACUCAGGCAGUCGAAGCUGCGGUCCAUCAGUAAAUCAGACACUGAGAUGAACAAGAUGAACUGCAAUGGCAAAAGCAGGCAGCUUCCCCAGAUUCCCUCUGGAGAGGACGGAGAGCACACUUACUCUGAAGUGGGUCGAGGCUCCUCCACCACACGUACUGAUGAUGCCCUGUACGCCAUGGUAGGCAGGGCCGGGCAGACGGACACCCCGGCCCCUCCGGCCGUCCCCGCCAACACCCCGGCGCCCCCGGACCCAGACGGUGACGUGGAAGGAGGGAUGCCCGAAACCGAGUCCGAGGUCAUGUCUCCCCCUCACCCUCACCCUCACCCUCCGGAGACGGCCGAGUACGCGUGCGUCAGGAAGCUGAGGAAGGCCGAAAAGGCUCCCCAAAAGAGGGACAGCGGGACAGAUAUGGGGGAGCCGCCGGUGCCGCCUCCACGACACGCCCCGCCGUCACAUCCCGCCCCUCCUCCGCCACACCCGCACAGCACAAAGUUGCCGCGUAGAAAAGUGGACGCCUUCAAUGUCCCGGCAUUCCCAAAGGAAGUGAUGUUUAUGGGCAACGGAGAGCAGUACAUCUGGAAGCCACCAGAGGAUGAGGAGAUGCUCAUGCACCAAAAUAAAGCCCUGGUACCGUUGGGUGCUCACACAGUGGAGAAUAUACAACCAUCUGCUGCUGUGGUGGCUGAGAUGUACUCGAAGGUGUGUAAACCAGGAAAGAAGAAGCGAGCUGUACCCGGGUCUCCCCCAGCCAAUCCUGGCUUCCGGACCUUGGGUCGCGGUGACCGGGACCGAGACCGGGACGGGGGGUUUAGUGUCGUGGUCAAACCCCAGACGUGGGCCCUUCAGGAGGGCAAAGCCAUUGGAGGGCCCCUCGACGACCACUGCUACGAGUCCAUCGGGACAGAGGAGUGCGAUCUGGCCUAUGAGAACAUGGAAGGUGGAGGCGCCUGGAAGAGAGAGAGGCCCCCCAACACGUGUGCCACCCUGCGGCCGAGGAGGAAGAAAGCCCAGCAGCCCUUGCAGCAGCAGCAGCCCCCUCCGCCGCCGCCCACGCAGCAGACCCCCAAGUUACAGCACCUGCCCGCUAAAGCCCUGCUGCUGCCGGGGGAGAACCUGUACGAGAGCAUCGGUGACCUGAAGCAGGGCUCCGCCACCUCCAGCACCACCACCAUCUUCACUUUCAACGACGGCAUGGAGAUGUAUGUGACGGGGCUCUGAGGCGGCGGCUGCACUGUGACUCCCUAACCUUCGAACACAAGGAGCUGAGCUAACGCCCCGAGGAGUGAUGGCUGAGCCCCUGUCAUGCUCACCUGCACAUACUGUUUACAUUCAAGUCAUAACAAAAUGCCUCUCACAGGCUCAUCAGGCCUUGGGGCAAUAAUGUUAAUCUGUUAUGACCUGGGCUGAACACAAAGUCCAAUCUAUAAACCUUAAAAGGAAUCCAAAGGUAGUGAAUAUUAAAUGAGCACAAGACCAUUGCAGAGUGAUCUGUAGGUAACAGUAGCACUUCUAUUUUACUGAUACAUAUGUGCAAAGCACAAUAAAGUAAACAAGCCUAAAUUCUUCCUCAAUUCUAGCGGGUAAAAAAAAAAAGGUCCUAGCAGGACUCCUAUAGGGGCAAGAGGCACUGCAUUGUGUGAAGUAUUUUGGUAGCACUUAUCAUGAACAGGCCUUCCCUGUAGUUGGUCAAGAUGUGAUUCAGGGCGGAAUUUAAAUUAUAUAAAGGAAUGAAUUACUAAUCAAAAUACUUGAAAGCUCAGGGACCAAGAGAAACAAUUAUGAGAGCAUUAUAAUAAAAAUUGCACACAUUUUGCAUUCUUCCUAAAAGCUUCGACUAAUUUUAGAGCAUCAUCGUGUUUAAAAACCGACCGGAUAUUUCACUCGUUUUGUUUCAUCCUACAUGGACUGAACACUGUCUCCACUGCCGUCUGUAAAUUAAGUGUUUUACUUUGUUGAUCCUGUUUCUGCACUUUGCCUGCUACAAGUUGCAUGCUAAAAAAAGUGAGAAAAAAAAAAAUCAAACUUAAAACUAAAAACAAACAAAAAAAUCAAGCACUGUCAUGUGGUACCUCUAUAUGAAUGUUAUUUUUUCUAUCGUCGUUGGUUGUUUAUUUUUUAGUGCGUUGCUUUAUUUCUCUGUAGAGCACAAAGCCAGUGGGAUCGAGGAUGUGUUUGGCUCAGUGGGACUCUUUGCAGCAGAGAGGAGAGUUAAUUUUCCUCUCGCCACACACACGGUACGGAUGAAACAAGACUAAAGAGAGCUGCUCGAGUCCUAAAGGUGGAGACAGUUCACUGCACCGCCCGCUCACAGACCUCCCUCUCUGCUCAGUCCUCACCCACAUCCGUGGACCGUUCAUCUACACAGUCCCUGCCUUGUGGUCAUAUGAACCUGCUUGGGUUUCACCAUAGUGCAGCUUGGAAAGCUACAGUAGAACUGAUGUGUAUUAGCCAAUGUCCCAUCAUCACGCGAUUGAUGAACGCUCCGUCCUCUCUCUGUUAUCAGUGUUAAAAAUAUUGCAAAAAUUUGCAAAAAUGUGAAGCAAAUGGUUUCGCUAAGCAGCAGAGGACAAUGACACUGACGAUUUCAUUUGACCAAAUAUCCCCAGCAAACAAUGUGAUAAUACUGUAUGUUGAUGCAAUGUGUAUGUACAUUACAAAAGAGAAAGAAUAAUAAAUAUAUCAUCAGUGUCAAGAAA